Messenger RNA from Striga hermonthica, 2985 nucleotides. The record is from the annotation of a GenBank genome assembly. NCBI's taxonomy places the organism in Eukaryota, Viridiplantae, Streptophyta, Magnoliopsida, Lamiales, Orobanchaceae.
AUGAAGCCGAAGACGAUGGCGUGCGGAAAAAUUCAUAAAUCGAAGAAGAGAAGUAGAAGAAAUUAUCCGGAAAUCCGGCGAUUGUUUCGCGGCGGCGGUGUCGUCAUUUCUCCGGAGAUCGCGGGAUUUGAUGAUCGGCAGAAGCGCGUCGGACGCUUCGGGCUGCGCGGCGGUGCACGACGGCGGUGGAGUGGAAUCGGACUUUGCCGGUUGUUCGGCGAUGGGUGGAAAAGGCUGAGAGAUAGUGAUUCUACGGUGUCGACGAAUGCUAGCACCGCCGUUCGGUCGGCUGGCGCGUCAGUCGCCGCUUCCAUUUCCUCCUCAGGAGAUGAUCGGAAAGAGCAGGUAUUAUGGGCUGGCUUUGAUAAAGUAGAGAUCAGUCCAUCUGCCUUCAGACGUGUCCUAUUACUUGGUUAUCUAAAGGGUUUCCAGGUCUUUGAUGUUGAGGAUGCUUCUGGUUUAAGCGAACUCAUUUCCAGACGUGAUGGACCAGUUACCUUCUUACAGAUGCUUCCAUCUCCAGCAGUUUGUGAUGCUUCUCAAAACUACAAAUCAUCACAUCCCAUCCUUGUGGUGGUUGGUGGGAGUGAGGAUGAAAGAGUCGCCUCGUUCCAAUAUGCUGGCCAAGGGCCUGUUAGAUAUUCAGCAGAGCCACCAAAUGGGAGCGUUUUUUAUCCCCCUACUGCUGUUAGAUUUUACUCGAUGAGAUCGAACGAAUACGUGAAGGUUAUUGAUUUCAAAUCGCCAGUGCUUAUGGUCAGAUGCAGCCCACGCAUAGUUGCUAUAGGUCUUGAAGAGCAAAUUUACUGCUUCGACACCCUUACUCUUGAGAAGAAAUUCAUCGUUGUGACCUAUCCUGUACCUCAUGUCGGAGAUCAAGGUGGAUUUGGAAUCAACACAGGUUACGGUCCAAUGACUGUGGGCCCAAGGUGGUUAGCGUAUCCUCCUAAUCGUCCAUUUCUGUUAAACACGGGUCGGGUGAGCCCAAAGAUCCUUGCCUCUACUGAGAGUCCAUCGACAUGGCCAGGCAGUGGUUCAGUCAUGGCUCGUUAUGCAGUUGAAUCCAGUAAACACUUAGCUGCUGGGAUACUCACGCUGGGAGACAUAGGAUACAAGAAACUAUCUAAGUACUAUCCGGAGUUGCUUCCUGAGAGUCCUAGCUCUCCUGGAUGGAAAGCUGGGAAGCUAGCAGCAUCUGAACCGGAGAAUGCUGGAGUGAUUGUUGUGAAGGAUCUUGUUUCCUUAGAGGUGGUAUCGCAAUUCAGGGCUCAUAUGAGUCCAAUAUCUGCUCUGUGUUUCGACCCUAGUGGGACCCUAUUGGUUACUGCCUCCAUGCAUGGAAAUAACAUAAAUAUCUUCCGGAUCAUGCCGAUUUAUAAAUACAGUGCAUCGGGCUCUAGUGACUGGAGCACGUCGUAUGUGCAUCUUUAUAAGCUCUAUCGUGGUAUAACCAGUGCGGUCAUCCAAGAUAUCUGCUUUAGUCAUUACAGUCAGUGGCUUGCAAUUGUGUCAACAAGGGGAACUUGCCAUAUCUUUUUUCUGUCACCCUUUGGAGGUGAUGAUGGCUUUCAAACUCUUUAUACUUCUGGCCAAGGUACCUCUCUGUAUCUGGCCUCCACCCCACCAUGGUGGUCAAGUUCAUCUUUCUCUGUAAACGAGCAACACCCUUUGCCGCCACCUACUUGCACCCCCUCGGUUCUGGCCAGGAUAAAAUGCAACAACUCGGGCCUGCUUAAUUCAGUGAGCAAUGCUGCUGCUUCAGUGGUGGGUAAGUUGUGGGUCCCGUCAGGAGCCAUUGCUGCAGUGUUUCAUAAUACUAACUCUGCUGAUGUUAAGUCGAGCGGGAGCUCAUUGGAGCAUAUCUUAGUCUAUACCCCAUCGGGUUUUGUUGUUCAGCAUGAAAUUGUGUCUUCUCCGGGAAGCGAUGAACAGACUGAGAGCCGGAGUGAAUACUUGUCGGCCAAUUUACAAAACGAGGAGUUGAGGGUAAAGGUCGAGCCCAUGCAAUGGUGGGACGUGUGCAGGAGGAUGAAUAAUAUGGAGAGAGAGGAGUGUAUUUCUGGGAGUAUUUUUGAUGGAUCGAGUGAUGCCGAGAUUGAGGACGAGACGAAAAUGGUUUUUGGGAAGAAUUUGAUUCCUGGAGAUAAGCAGUUGGUUAAGAAUAAUAAUUCACUGAAGUGGGUGGACAGAUCGCACUGGUAUCUGUCGAAUGCUGAAGUUCAGAUAAACUCCUGUAGGUUACCAAUUUGGCAAAAGUCGAAGAUGCAAUUUCAUGUGAUGGAACCUCCAAGAGCAGAAUGUUAUUCGCAUGGGGAGUUCGAGAUCGAGAAGGUUUCUUCGCAUGAAAUUGAGAUAAAGCACAAGGAUUUGCUGCCAAUAUUUGACAAUUUCCCCAGAGCAAGAUCUGGCUGGACCGAGGGAUGUAUACCUCCUGAAGGGAAAGAUUCUAGUGCUCCGUCCAGUAGUUGUCAAGCUAGAGAUAAAACCAAUGAAGCAAGUAUUUUACAUCACUCAAAGCCAUCGUCAUCUAGUUCAACUGAAAGCUCGGAAGGAGGAUCAUCUACGAAAAUGGAGAAUUUGCUCGACUUGGACUGUAUGAGCAUCAUGAGAUCUCCUGUACUGCCCGUCCAUGCCCCGAGUGAUUCAAACACAGCAAAAGACCCAAAUGUCAAAGUUCCCUUAGCUGACCCGAAAUCGAGGCCCAUUAAUUUGCCGUUGCCACCCAAAAACACUCCCAAUGCCAAAUUCUCACGGGGAAACGAGUUCCCAUCACUAAAUGUUCUCGUUCCUUUAAAAACCGAGGAAAAAACUGUCGAUUCUGUGCAGUUUUUCGAGGAAGAGUACUGUAACAAGCCCGAGUUUGGCGAGGCCGUGAAUGACGAGCUGAAUGAUGAUAAUAAUAGCCAUCAUGAAGAGGAAAAACGAGACGAGGAAGAAGGGUGGAUUGGAUGUGGCGGCAUGUUUGAUUUCUCUGAAGAAGGUUAA